Strongylus vulgaris is the source of this 272-nucleotide messenger RNA. NCBI's taxonomy places the organism in Eukaryota, Metazoa, Nematoda, Chromadorea, Rhabditida, Strongylidae. The record is from the annotation of a GenBank genome assembly.
AUGGAUGUCUCGCCAUCACAUUGUCAGCCUCCUCAACCAUCCCCGAUUGGGUGUCCUAGAGCGAAGAUGAAAUUUUUGAGAAGCUCUUCACUGACUUGCACAGAAACUGUAGCCGACAUAAAUGAGCGUAUAAAAGUGAUGGCUGGUUCAACUAAUUCUUUGGAUGAGACUAAUUCAGACUCUACGAAAACUAUUAAAAAAGCUGAUGCAUCUACUCAUGGUUCUAUAGGACUUGGUAAGUCAAACUGGUUUCUCGCUAAGUUUACAUAGUC